AUGGUGCUUGUUAAAAAACCCCAGCCGUUCCAAAGGGCUCUGCACUUCAACGAGGAGGAAUUCAAACAGCGCCGGCAGCGCGCCCUCGAGCUCAUGAAACGAGAGAACUUAGAUGGAUUCCUGAUGACAAAACAAGAGUCCCUAUAUUACUUCACCGGAUACGAUACCUUUGGAUAUGUGUUCUUUCAGGCCAUGUAUUUCCACAAUGAUGGCUCGAUGCGGCUCAUUACUCGCAUGCCUGACCUUCGGCAAGCUCUAUACACCUCGAUCCUGAAGGAGGAGGACAUUCUGAUUCGCCCCGACGACGCUGGCAGCAACCCAGUUGCUCUGGUUGCAGAUGUCUUGAAGGAAUUUGGCAUCAAUUCCCCGAUCAAGCGAAUCGGCUACGAACCCAAUUCCGCUACACUAAAUCUCGAGAUUGGUAAACUGCUAGAGGAAACGACAAGCGGCCUGUGUACUCUAGUCAACCACAGCACCCUGUUUGGUCGCGAAUUGAGGAUUAUCAAAUCCGAAACGGAGCUUCGCAAGAUUCGGAAGGCCGCUUACUUGGCUGAUUUUGCCCUUGUGCGAGCAUUAAAACUAGCUAAGCCGGGCGCGUACGAAGGCGAUUUGUGGAGAGAAAUUGUUGGGACCGUGUACGAAGGUGGCGGGGAUGAUCCUGCCAAUGAGAAUAUCCUGGUGUCCGGGAACAAGGCUGUUUUAACCCGGUACUCAACCGGCAAGUGCAAGAUAGAUCGCCAAGUGACUUUGGAACACGCCGGUGUCUACAAACAUUAUCAUGCCUGUUUGAUGCGAACUAUACACAUUGGUGGAGUCACUAAGCUCGCGCGCCGUAUGUUCGAGAUCAACAUUCUACAAAUGGAGGCAGCAAUGAUGGCUCUCAAGCCAGGCAAGCAGAUUGGCGACGUGUUUGAGGCCUAUGCUCGAGUUGCAGACGAGAACGGGUUUAAAGAGCAGCGUUUCAACGCUUGCGGAUAUAGCCUGGGUGCCACCUUUGCUCCUACGUGGAUGGACUAUCCCAUGUUUGUCCGGGGCCAAAACGUUGUCGCGCAGCCAGGAAUGGUCUUUUUCAUCCACAUUAUUCUAAUGGAUAGAGCGACAGAUACUGCUAGCUCCAUUGGACAAACUGUGGAGGUGACCAAGGAUGGAUGUGUUGCUUUGUCGAAACUACCCUUUUAUAUAACUCGAAAGCAGACCAUUGCUGCUUGGAAAAAGCUCAGGAAGGACCAAUACGGAUUUACUAGCGAAGAGGAGGAUGAAGGAGAGAAUCUCCAGGAUGUUGAGCUUUCUGACGGUGAAAUUGAUGCUGAGGAUUAUGAGGUAGAAUACGAUUUUAGUGAGUACUAG
Messenger RNA from Aspergillus caelatus, 1347 nucleotides. Its product is annotated as M24 family metallopeptidase. The record is from RefSeq and is a predicted model, not a curated record. Lineage: Eukaryota; Fungi; Ascomycota; Eurotiomycetes; Eurotiales; Aspergillaceae. The transcript has a single exon. The coding region runs from base 1 to 1347 and encodes 448 amino acids.